Messenger RNA from Eimeria mitis, 933 nucleotides. RefSeq lists its product as uncharacterized. Lineage: Eukaryota; Apicomplexa; Conoidasida; Eucoccidiorida; Eimeriidae. The transcript is spliced from 2 exons. Bases 1 to 933 code for a protein of 310 amino acids. The record is from RefSeq and is a predicted model, not a curated record.
AUGCUUUCUGCAGUCGCACCUUCAAUGCUCGAAGAUGGCACUUCUCUAAGUGCACUAGAGCCGAAAACGUUCUUGAGAAUGGACGAGGGGCCCUCAGGUUUAUCUUUUCCUUCUCUAGAACCAAAUUUGUCUAGUGAGACAUUCAGCGUCCCGCAGCCCGGGACCUUUGCUUCACAAGCCAAUAAUGGCCAACAGCAGUCUCACCGUGUGGAGAAUCAGCAGCAGCUUGUGCAGUUUCACUCCGAUGAGCAAAUGAAGGGACAAGGAGGAAACUCUGGAUAUCCGAUUUAUAUUCCUAAGAUGACUCCUGAGAAGGACAUCACCACGCACCCCUUCUAUAGAUUACCUAGGGUCGUCCCAGGAGCAUUUGUAAGGGGUUUUAGGGAGGCGAGAUUGGACAGAAUGGCCGCUAGGCGUUUCAAUUCCCUUAACUCUAUGGUGCUUGUAAAGGAAUGCCUGAAAAUGCCCGUGAUCGACUGGCAGCAUUUGGACAUCCUCAUGACGCAGGUUGAGUUUCUCGCGGGUUUUGCAAUAGUCCAAAUGAGGGGAGAUAUUGACAAGAAGAAGCCGAAGGUCGCUGUCGAGAGGCUAGCAUUUGCUCUGAUCCUCGUAGAUUCUUUGUAUGCGGCGACUGAGGUCUGGGGACCGCAGUCGAAGCGCGACGAGUGGUGGGGGAGUGUCGUUAGUGCGAUACCAGUGUACCCAGGACCCACAAAAGUUGCUGCUUCACGCCCAACAGCUGAACAGAACAUCCUCUUGGCCCAGUCAUUACAGAGUGCUUUGGAUACAUAUAGGUCGGGCAAGCGUCCCACAGCCGAAGUGUUGGUUUCAUUAAAGCAAAAGAUCUUCUGUACGAGACAAAUUCCUAGGUUUCAAAGAGGACAGUGGUUGAAAUGGAGGACGGAUGAUCUUGAAUGGCGGGGCUCAUUAUGA